AGCGCGAAGAGGCGGGGGUAGAGCGUCCGUCACGGCUAACGGACCGUCGAGUAGAGCGGAUCACAUUCUCCGAGCCGUCGAACCGCGGCACCUCGCAGAGCAGGGAUCAUGGACUUCUAACCGAGCUGCUGAAUCAAACUAUCAUACAAAUUAUUCACCCUAAGGCUUAGGAUCCUUUUUCAUUUAAGGGGUUAUCCAUGAGAUUCUUCAGGCUUACCUUUAAGUGCUUCGUCGACUGCUUUUGAAUCUCCUCCUUGUCAACGGCUCAACUGACCGCGGCGCUUUGUGACAUUUUUUCCAUCUCUUUCGGCUGAGCUGAGGGGUUCCAACGUGUGAUAUAAAAAAAGAAAAAAAAAAAACUGAUUUUUUUAUUUAUUAUUAUUUCAGAAAGAAGAAAUAACAAACUCAGAAACCACAAGAACAAUUGGAGCAGUGUAACCUACAUUGUGGCUACAUCUCUCUGUCACCCCCUCUGAGCCAGCCGGGUACAUUUUUUUUAAAUCCAGAUAUUCUUAAAACCUAAAAGCUUCCUCCCUGCCAUAACAAAAAACAACCAGCUCAUCCUUCGCUUAAUAUGUCACCUGAGUUGGAAGAGAACAGCCAAGAUGAAAUCUGUGUCUCCCAGAUGGAGGCAGGGGCACUGUCCGAGGAGGAGGGCGGGGGGUCAGCUCGCCCCCUGGUGCCGGUGCUUGGUUCCGACCCAGGGUGUGGAGGGGGUGGAGGGGUAGGCCCACCGCAGACCCAGGACGGGGCUGCAGCAGGGACAGGAAACGGGGCUGUGGCAGGACAGGAAGGUGAGCGAGAAACCUGGACCAGACAGAUGGACUUCAUCAUGUCCUGCGUGGGAUUCGCCGUCGGCUUGGGCAACGUGUGGCGGUUCCCUUACCUCUGCUACAAGAAUGGAGGAGGUGGCUACAAAUUGACAUCCUGUUGCAGACGGGUCCCUUUUGGACCAAAGAAGACGGGUACAAAAUUACCAAAACCACAGAAGUACAAAAUAGCUAUGAAGAAUGUGUGUUUUUCAGGGGUUUUCCUGAUCCCUUACUUGCUGAUUGUGUUCAUUGGGGGAAUCCCUGUCUUCUUCCUGGAGAUCGCACUGGGCCAGUUCAUGAAGCAAGGAGGAGUCUCUGCGUGGAACAUCGCUCCCCUCUUCAAGGGUCUGGGACUAGCAUCAAUGGUGAUUGUGUUUUUCUGUAAUACCUACUACAUCAUGAUACUGGUCUGGGGCCUCUACUUUUUCUUCCACUCUUUCACUAACCCACUGCCGUGGGCCACCUGCGGACACCCUUGGAACACCCCCAACUGCACACAGGACUUCAGACGCGCCUGCCACAACCGCAGCUCCCUGCCACCACCAGCUGCCACCCCUUCUAACCUCCUGUCCACCCCACCCCCGCUGAACCUGACCUCAUCCCUUCUCCUGAUCAAUAACAGCUGCAUGGAGACUGAGGGUCUGCGCUCCCCAGUCAUCGAGUUCUGGGAACGCAAAGUGCUUCGCCUCUCUGCAGGUCUGCACGAGCCUGGUGUCAUCUGCUAUGAGAUGGUGCUGUGUCUUAUGGCCACCUGGGUUAUUGUUUACUUCUGCAUGUGGAAAGGAGUGAAAUCUACUGGCAAGGUUGUGUACUUCACAGCACUGUUCCCCUACCUGGUUCUGGUGGUUCUUCUGGCUCAUGGAGUCACCCUACCUGGAGCUUUGGAUGGAAUUGUUUACUACCUAAAACCAGACUGGUCCAAACUGGGAGAAGCACAGGUGUGGAUUGAUGCUGGCACUCAGAUUUUCUUCUCCUAUGCCAUCGGACUUGGUGCCCUAACUGCGCUGGGCAGCUACAACCGCUUCCAUAACAACUGCUACCAGGAUGCAUUUGUUCUGGCUCUUAUCAACAGUGGAACCAGUUUUUUUGCUGGCUUCGUGGUGUUCUCUGUUCUGGGCUUCAUGGCUGCAGAACAAGGAGUGGACAUCAGUAAGGUGGCUGAGAGUGGCCCAGGCCUGGCUUUUAUAGCCUACCCCAAGGCUGUGACUCUAAUGCCUCUGGCACCGCUUUGGGCAGCGCUGUUUUUCUUUAUGUUACUCAUACUUGGACUGGACAGUCAGUUUGUAGGGGUAGAAGGCCUGAUAACAGGAAUCAUGGACAUGUUGCCCCCUAAAUCUGCCAUUGGCUCAUUGCGACGAGAAGUAGUUGCUGCCAUCUGCUGCAUGAUCUGCUUCCUUAUUGACAUGUCCAUGGUCACAGAGGGAGGAAUGUAUGUAUUCCAACUUUUUGACUACUAUUCCGCCAGUGGCAUCACUCUGCUGUGGCAGGCAUUCUGGGAGUGUGUUGUGAUCGCAUGGGUUUACGGCGCAGACCGUUUCAUGGAUGACGUGGCUCGUAUGAUUGGCUAUCAGCCCUUACCCUACAUGAAGUGGUGCUGGUCCUACAUCACGCCUUUUGUCUGCGUGGGAGUGUUUCUAUUCCACGUGGUCAACUACAAGCCCCUGACCUACAACACGGUGUACACCUACCCUAUAUGGGGCGAAGCAGUUGGAUGGGCACUGGCUCUUUCUUCUAUGCUCUGUAUUCCUCUUACUGUUCUCUACAAGCUACUGCGAUGCAAAGGAUCGCUGCGGGAGCGAUGGCAGCACCUAACUACCCCUGUCUGGGGCAGACACCACCUGGAGUACUUGGCGCCAGAAAGCGAGGCCAAGCUGCUGCCCGCUGCAGAGACAAAGAGCACCCUCCUCUUUGAGAGUGUAAUCUGACGACCUGAGCUCUGAUGUCGGCAACAUGUCCACAAAAACACGCACGCCCUACAUUGGCCUUGUCUGAACUAAACACAAAUCAUUAAAACACUCUACACCUUUAAAUUUACAAAAAAAUAAAAAAAAAAGAUCCUGGGUAAACGGACCAAAGAAAACACUGAAGAAGAACCGAAACACACCUGCAUUCAUGAAGUUACACCCUCUGCUCUGUUCUUUCACUCUACCUCGCUGGCUCCCUGCUCUCUUUCCGUCCCUGUCUUUCUGCCUUUGUGCUGUCUAGUCUCUUCUCGUAUUGUAGGUGUUAUCAUGUCCGCCAUAGCAGCUGUAUCUCCCCUAUCUGCACCUUUCUGUCAGUAUUUAUAAAGCCUCAGCUGGCCCUCAGUCAACAGGGGAUUUUAUUCCACACGAGCAAAAACCUCUAGUUAAAACCCAUCAUGUCUGCUGCUGAAAUCCCAUCGUCUUAGUGUGUAUGCGUGUAGCUGCCUGUGCGCCCAUGCCUGUGUACCUGCACAUGUGUGGGCAUUUGCAUGUGUAUGCAAGGAGUGCGUGUGUUGGACCAUGGCAGUGUUAUCUUAGAUUACAUGUAACAUUGCCUUUGGAAAGUAAUUUCUGACAACUGUUUUCACUGCAUUAGGUGUAACAAAAAUGACUUCCAUUUGUAAAAAAGAAUAGAUGUAAUCACAAUAAGGCAAUGCCUCACCACUUCCAGCUUUGUAUUACAAACUAACUUAAGUAUCUUGUGUAUUGUAGGUCUGUGAAUCAGUGUUAUUUUUUGGAGGGGGUUAAUGAUGAUCAUUUACACAUUUGGAGGAGAGAAACAUCCACCUGAGCUGUGUACCAAGCACGAGAGAGUUGUGGGGAUGGAACAGAAAGAAGCAAUAAAUGAUCAGAUAAAGA
Messenger RNA from Girardinichthys multiradiatus, 3634 nucleotides. RefSeq names its product sodium- and chloride-dependent creatine transporter 1. The record is from RefSeq and is a predicted model, not a curated record. Bases 575 to 2737 code for a protein of 720 amino acids. The transcript is spliced from 15 exons. Gene Ontology annotation, cellular component: membrane. Lineage: Eukaryota; Metazoa; Chordata; Actinopteri; Cyprinodontiformes; Goodeidae. Gene Ontology annotation, biological process: sodium ion transmembrane transport.